Tachyglossus aculeatus (Australian echidna) is the source of this 4084-nucleotide messenger RNA. It is a transcript of the gene TDRD5, whose product is annotated as tudor domain containing 5. The record is from RefSeq and is a predicted model, not a curated record. The transcript has 19 exons. Gene Ontology annotation, biological process: spermatogenesis; germ cell development. NCBI's taxonomy places the organism in Eukaryota, Metazoa, Chordata, Mammalia, Monotremata, Tachyglossidae. The coding region runs from base 70 to 3135 and encodes 1021 amino acids.
CCCCCUGCCGGCCAUCCCGCGGUGGCGACCAGCUGGGCCCCAACGGCUCCGGCUUCUCGUACUGUCACUAUGUCGGACCAAGAGCGCAUACAGGAAUGUCUGAGGAAGGAAAUAAGGUCACUUUUGAUAUCUAUCAAAGAUGGAGUGUCCCCACUGCAAUUAGAAAGAGAAUAUCUGUCUAUGGUCGGUAAUCCUCUACCUCUUCAGCUUCUGGGUUAUCGGUCCACCAUGGAGUUGGUGUUGGACAUGCCGGAUGUGAUUCACAUCAGCCAUUGUGGGAAUGGCAAUAUAAUAUUAAAAGCUAUUCCAGAUGAAGCUACAAAAGGGAUUGCAGAUCUAGUUGCAAAACAGAGGAGCAGCAGCAAGAUGAAAAAUGGCAUGCAUAAGGGACGUUCUCAGUUUCCUUUUGGCCCACGCUCCAAAGUGCCUCCCCGGGGCAGAGUGCCCCCUGUCCUUCCCGCCGUAGUGAGGAGUGAGCUGAAGGAUCUCCUGACAUUUUCCCCAGUACUGCUUUCUGAUUUUGAAAAGGCCUUUGCCAAGCGUUUUGGGCGAUCAUUCCAGUACAUGCAGUAUGGAUUCCUCUCUUUAUUUGAAACGCUCAAUGCAGCUUCAGACAUCAUUGCCAUUCAGCCGACCAGAGCAGGUUCCCUGUUAACUCUGAAGAAGAACCUCUCAGUUGAACAUCCGAAGAAGUUAUCAGUGGGUAAAGCAGUGGUCCAAGAAGUUGGAAAAAAGCAGCCUCUGAUUCCUUUAUCUACGGAAAAGACACACACUUCACUUACUGAACCUCCAAAACAGACAUUGCACCGUGAGGAAACUUCGGAAUUGUGUCAAGUGGAGAAUUCGUAUCCUGAGAAGUUAAAUCAGGUGGAGAAUAAAGUUAAAUCAGUGAAUGUGCAGACGGGACCUGGAGGGACUGUCAGCUCAGAACUCAAGGAGAAGAUUAGAUUUAUUGCUGCCAAGUUUCCCGAGGGUUUGCCUAUUUCUAAGCUACUUGGAGAGUUUGAGGAAAUCUUUAAAGAAAAACUUUCACCAAAAGAGUUAGGCUUCGUAAGUGUGAGAGAGCUUGUUGGAGCCCUCAGUAACGUUCUCCGUGUAGAGUUCAAGGAAGGCGAACAAGACUUGCUAGUGUUUGAUGCAGAGAAGAAAUCGGUGACAUCUGGUAAGCAAAGACUGGUAGUAAAAGAGAAGAAAAUAGAAGACAAAGCCUUGAUCUCCAGUCCUCCCAGAAAUUCCCUUUUUACUGCUGAUAAUGGAGACACUGCUUGGGAUUGGAAUUCAGAAAGUCAGAAAACUUGUAACAAAUUCAAAGCAAUAGUAAAUCCUGUGCAACAGAUAGGAGGGACUCCAGCAGCUGUUUUACAGGAUGUGCUGCACAGAGCACAAGAGUCUGAAGCCCAGAUAACCCGGUCCUGCAAUGAUGAGCCUCUGGGAUUGAGGGAUUCCCGGCCCAUCUUGGAGAUAUCUGGCCCAGAGAUUCCCCCAGAUGCUGUGUUAGACAAAAAACUCUGCCGUCUCCCACUGUUAGACAGCAGUACUCUGGUGGGGGUCUUUGUAGAGUAUAUCAUCUCCCCUAGUCAAUUUUACAUUCGUAUGUAUAGCAGGGACUCAUCUGAAUUACUAGAAGACAUGAUGAUCGAAAUGAGACGCUGCUAUUCUAAUUCCCUGGUUUCUGAUCGGUACGUCAUGCCGGAGUCCAUGAUCCAACCUGGUCACCUUUGUUGUGUGAGGAUCUCUGAGGACAACUGGUGGUACCGAGUCAUCAUCCAUCGGGUCAGAAAACAGGAAGUUGAAGUGUUCUACCCAGACUUUGGAAACCUGGGAACCGUCCAGAAGUCCUCUCUGAGGUUCUUAAAGUGCUGCUACACAAAGCUUCCUGCCCAAGCCAUCCCUUGUUCCUUAGCUUGGGUGAGGCCCAUUAUGGGUCGUUGGACACCUGUAGCUGUUAUGCAGUUCCAGAAACUGUGCGGCUUGAAACCAUUGGUUGGGGUAGUGGAUGAGUAUGUAGAUGGGGUCCUAAACCUCUUUCUGUGUGAUACAUCCUCAGAUGAAGACAUUUAUUUUCACCUUGUUUUGAGAGCAGAAGGCCAUGCUAUUGUCUGCAGAGAAAAUAUCCCAUCCGAGGGCUUCAAAGAACUGAACCCCUUAGCCUUGUACACAAAGGCUAUCUCAAAGUCAGAGGAAGCUGGUUUGACAGAGUUGUGCUUUUCCACCCAACGUUAUCUUAGUGAGGACAGAAGAAUAACCAAUCCUCAGCCAGAGGAGAAUAAUGGGAAAACCACUAAUAACCAACACACUGACAUAUACCUGGAACCCAGAGAAAAUAUGCGGAUGGUGGAUUCAGACUUCAAUUCUUGGAAACCUCAAGAGAAGGUUCCAGAGAAACCUAACCCAGAGCCCACAAAGCCAGAACAGAAAAUCCAGAAAAAGGACCAAUCUUCUUUGGAGAUGCCAUACCUUGAGUCAGUGUCCGUGAGUGAGGAUAUUUGGGAUGAGAACUGGCUGAUUACACAAAGUGGAACAGAGGGGCAGUGUCAUUCAGUUGCUGAAAAUAUGUGGGAUGAGGGGUGGCAGUCUUCAAAUCUGAAGAAUAUCCCGAGAUUAACAGGUCAAGAAUUAGAAUUCCAGAAACAGAGUGGUCGGGAAAGAACUCCUGACACAACCAAAGACCCAAAGCCAUCAGACCUUGGGGAUUCUUCAGAUGCCUCAGUGUUGUCUAAAUCGUUGGAAGAACUUUACAUCUCUCUCAUCCGUUCCCAGCAGUCAAAUGAAGUGAGCCAGCAUGAGCCUAAACAUUUUCAAACACCACCUAAGCAGAGCUCUUUGCCUACAGCACCACUUACUUGCAAUUUACUUUCUGCGGUUCCUGAUUCCCGGGAGAAGCUCAAUGGCAUAAGUAGUUUGAAGAAUGAAGAUUCCUCUAGCUCUCCUCCCCUUCCUGUGAUUGAGAACUGUAUCCAUCCCCAUCACAAGGCUACAGAGCAUAUCUCUUUGCUAUCUCCUGAACACCAAAGGUCCCAGAAGUUGUUCGUCCCCCAUGGUACCACAGCAGCAGCCCUGGGAGCAGCAGCUCGUUUGGCCACAUCCAGCAGCUUUCUCCAGUGGCACCCAAGCCUGAGAAGGAUGGAAGCUUGAUGAGAGAAGAGGAAAGACUGAGUAUAAAUAGGGGAGGUUUUGAUUGAUUUCUGGGAGAAACACAAAGAGAAAUUGAGACAGGGACUCCAGCAACAAUGCUUCUUCCCUUUCUUUACUGUUUCAUUAUGGAAGAGUUUAGUAUGUCCUAUCCCUUUACGCUGGGAUUCUGGUUUACCGUGAUGAAAACAGCUUAAUCUGUCAUUUUAAUUUUCAGUUGAAAUAGUUCUUACACUGUAUAGCCAAUUGCUUUUUAUUUUGAAUAUAAUUGUUGUUGAGUUGCAACAUCAUAUUUAGGAGACUCACUUUCCUUGUGUUUCUGAAGGUUAAGUUUAGUUCUGCAGCAUUGUGCAAGCCAAGGUUUUGAAAACUUGGAAAAUUGACCAGUUCUAAGUUGGUUCUUUUACCCUCACACAAUUCCAUGCAUUUGGACUUAGUAAACCUUUCAAGAUAUUGUAGCACCAAACUAGAUACACAUAUGUGUUUCUAAACAUGCUCAUGUGUAUAUACAGCUGUUGCAUAGGUGUUCACGGGUGGUAAACCUAGCUGAGCAAAGAAUCAUUCUAAAGCUAAACAGUGAAAUCAGAAAAAAAUGUCAAACCAAAGAGGCAGCCCGCACAUCAUCAUCGGUAUUUUUGGUGUUUGCCAUAAGAAAGCUACUUCUGGUUGAGUUGCUUUGGAGAAUAUUUUGGCCCAUUUUCACAAGACCUCUUCAGAGGUAUACUCUUCUAUUGUAUAUCUGUUGUAGAUUGUGAAAACAUGCAACAGCUGAUUCUUCCUAAUUCUCCCAAAGUUUGGCAGUUUUAUGUAUUCAGAUGAAUGGAAUUGUUUGAGGCAGACGUGGCAGUCUAGAACUUAGUGACUUCUUAUUAUGCAUUUAUCUGUCUUUAGGUAUAAUAUUACAAAAUUUUUGGUUUUUUUUUUCAUUACCCAGUUGUGAAGUAAAAGAAGC